Callorhinus ursinus (northern fur seal) is the source of this 1318-nucleotide messenger RNA. RefSeq names its product inhibin subunit beta C (gene INHBC). Gene Ontology annotation, molecular function: growth factor activity; hormone activity; cytokine activity. The record is from RefSeq and is a predicted model, not a curated record. Gene Ontology annotation, cellular component: extracellular region. Lineage: Eukaryota; Metazoa; Chordata; Mammalia; Carnivora; Otariidae.
CUCACAUCCCCCACUCUGUACUUUAACUGACUAUGUGUUGGAGGCUUCUGCCAAGUUCUACCUGUAACUGGCUUCAUCUCUCAAGUCAGAUGUUUGGCGACUCUAUCCCCUGCAACAAGGAGCCAUGCCAGCUGGACACACUCCCCUUCCAGGGCCCCUGGCGGCCAGGUUGGAGGUGAGGCCGCAGCUGCUGAGAUCCUGAGCCCCAGUUUUACAGCUCUGUCUCAACCGUAUCACUGAAAGAGGGCCUCCCCCAGCAAUGAUCUCCUCAUUACUGCUGGCCUUCCUAUUCCUGGCUCCAGCCCCGGUGGCCAUUCCCAGAGCUGACAGCCAGUGUCUGGCAUGUGGAGGACCCGCCAUGGACCUGGAUCGUCAGCGGGAGCUGCUUCUUGACCUGGCCAAGAGAAGCAUCUUGGACAAACUGCGCCUCAGCCAGCGCCCAACACUGAACCGGCCUGUGUCCAGGGCUGCUCUGAGGACUGCGAUGCAGCGCUUCCGUGGGCCCCCGCAGGGGACGCUUCCGGAGGCUGACGGGGAACAGGAAUAUGAGAUCAUCAGCUUUGCUGACACAGGCCUCUCCAACAUCAACCAGACUCGUCUUGAUUUCCACUUCUCCUCUGAUAGAACUGCUAGUGGCAUGGAGAUCCAGCAGGCCAGCCUCAUGUUCUUUGUACAGAUCCCUCCCAAUACCACCUGGACUUUGAAGCUGAGGAUCCUUGUGCUAAGCUCACAUGACACCAACCUCACCUUGGCCACUCAGCACCUGCUGGAGGUGGCCAAGAGUGGCUGGCACCAGCUCUUCCUGGGGCCGGAAGCUCAGGCUGCCUGCAGCCAAGGGCACCUGACCCUGGAACUGGUACCUGAAGGCCAAGGAGCCCGGAACUUGAUCAUACUGGGUGGGGCUGCCCAUAGGCCUUUUGUGGCAGCCAAGGUGAAAGUUGGGGGCAAGCACCGGGUUCACCGGCGAGGCAUCAACUGCCAGGAUGGGUCCAGGAUGUGCUGUCGACAAGAGUUCUUUGUGGACUUCCGUGAGAUUGGCUGGCACGACUGGAUCAUACAGCCUGAGGGCUAUGCAAUGAACUUCUGCACAGGGCAGUGCCCAAUCCAUGUGGCAGGCAUGCCUGGCCUUGCUGCCUCCUUCCACACUGCGGUGCUCAACCUUCUCAAGGCCAACACAGCUGCAGGUACUGCGGGAGGGGGCUCAUGCUGUGUGCCCACGGCCCGGCGCCCCCUCUCUCUGCUCUACUACGACAGGGACAGCAACAUUGUCAAGACUGACAUACCUGACAUGGUGGUCGAGGCCUGUGGGUGUAGUUAG